Serinus canaria (Common canary) is the source of this 2721-nucleotide messenger RNA. It is a transcript of the gene RBM48, whose product is annotated as RNA binding motif protein 48. Gene Ontology annotation, cellular component: nucleoplasm. Gene Ontology annotation, molecular function: nucleic acid binding. The coding region runs from base 1730 to 2623 and encodes 297 amino acids. NCBI's taxonomy places the organism in Eukaryota, Metazoa, Chordata, Aves, Passeriformes, Fringillidae. The transcript has 5 exons. The record is from RefSeq and is a predicted model, not a curated record.
AGCCGCUUCGGGUGAGGGGCUGGCGGGCGGCCGAGCCUGCGCUGGAGUCCCCGGGAGGGAGGGAGAGAGAGGCCCUGGGCCUCGCCUGCUGCGCGGCUGGUGCUUCUCGUUACUGCAGCAGAGCUGCGAGUUUGCCGUAUCUCUGUGUGCGCACAGUGUACAACGAGCUGUAGCGUCACUUAAAGGGCUGGCGUGAGAAGGGAAGCGGUUAGUUUGGAAAAUACCUUUAAGAUCAUGAAGUCCAACCCGCAUCUGUUUCCAGCCUCUUGUCAGGGAGUUGUAGAGAGCGAUAAGGACUCCCUGAACCACCUUUUUUCCAACCUGAGCCCCUCGCAGCUCGCUGAGCUGCUCCUCCUCAGACCUGUGAUCCAGCCCCUUCACCAGCUCUGCUGCCUUUCUCUGGACAUGCUCCGGCACCUCAGUGUCUUGGAGAGUGGUCCUGAGCUGAACCCAGGAUUUGAGGUGUGGUCUCACCAGUGCUGAAACUGGUUACUCCGUGCCCAUGCACGGUACACGGUGGGCAGAGGACAGAGAGCGUUGUGCAACCACAGAGCUCUGGCCAGCACAGGCAUCUACCCAUCAUUGGGCACUGGAGGAUACAUGCAGGAGAAACAGUAUGGAUGUUCCAAGUGUGGAAAAAACCUUAUUUGAAUCUUUUCUUCCCAGACAAGAAAGAAAGCUUCAAAAAAAAACCCACAUAGUGAAAGAAUCAGGUUCCUUCAAUCUCUUGUUCCCAAAAGAAUGUAGGUGGGAAUGUGCUGCUGCCACAAGAAAUCUUAUGUGAGCUGCCUGUGGAGACUUUUUUAUAGCAGAAGUUUGAGAGUUGAUUUCCCAAGCAGUUUUUGCUUUGUCCGGAAUAUGUUUUCUUAAGAGAAAUAUGUGUAACUUAGGCAGGCUACAUGUUUGUGUUUUGGGUUGGUUUUUUGUUUUUUUUUUUUUUUAACAUACUCAGAAUAAAUUUCCUUUGAUCUCAGGGAUGAGCUGCUUGGCUGCCUACUGUACAUAGUGAGCUAUCAAAAAGCUUAGAGUCUAUUAUGUGACAGUCACUACACAAAGCAGAAGAGAAUGGUUGGUUCGGUUUUUAAUCUGCUGGAAGAAGACCUUGUUUCUCUCAGCAUCCAGAUUUUAUCUGUGUGUCUUAAAAACGUAUGCUGUUGGAUGACCAUGGCAAGGAGACAACUCUGCACACAGAGGAUAUACCCCAGGGAAUUGUGGUAAUUGUUUUUUAACUCCCUGUGUGGAAAAAAGCAGUUUUCCUCACCUACACGACUUCUUUGCCGAUGAAGACCGAUUUUUCAGGGAUUUUUUCUGUAUUUUGACAUUACCUCCUAUGAACUACUUACUGGUACAUCUUGCAUGGAAGUUGGCCAGAGACAUAAGAGAUUUUACUCAGCAACUGGCAGUAGUACUCUGACCUUGUGCAGAAAAGUCAAGUCUCAUCUGUGUUUUACUAUGCGUGAGAGGCACGAGUUCAGCUCUUGCUCAGUGAUGAAGAGGUCCCAAAUAACCAUGCAUUUUACUGUCCUGCAAAGCAGAGUACAUAGGGGUUUUCAGCAUCCUGAGAGGAUUUGGAGAAAACCAGAAAACAUGGAGAAAAUGCAUGCCUUUUGCAAUAAAGCAAGAAUGGGAAUGGUUUUGAAUAGUCUUUACUUUUGUUUUUUUUCAGGUUUACACUAUCAACUUGGAAUCUCGCUAUAUACUGAUACAAGGAGUUCCUGCAUUAGGUGUUAUGAAGGAAUUAGUUGAACAAUUUGCAUUAUAUGGUGCCAUUGAGGAAUAUCAUGCACUAGAUGAAUAUCCAGCAGAGCAGUUUACUGAAGUGUACCUUAUAAAAUUCAAAAAACUGCAAUGUGCAAGGGUGGCCAAGAAAAAAAUGGAUGAACGAAGUUUCUUUGGUAGUUUGCUGCACGUAUGCUAUGCUCCAGAAUUUGAAACAGUCCAAGAAACUAGAGAGAAGUUGCAGGAUAGAAGAAGGUAUAUAGCAAAAGCAACAAAUCAAAGAGAUUGCUUUAUAUUAAAGAAAGUAGAAGGCCCUAAGAAGACAGCCUCAAAUAACUCUGAGCAUGACUGUCCAUGGAGUACAUCAGGGUCAAGUACAGCCAGUAACUGGGAUCCAUCCUGCUUUACAAGUUUUCCCGGGGUAUCCCACAACACAGCAUAUCCAUCUGGGAAUCAGAAUCAGAGCCUGUUAACAUCUCCACACUAUGAUAACAAUUGUGCUGAAAUUUCUGGGUACUUUGGUCAAAACACAUCUUUAACUCCAAGUGUACAUCCAGGAGUGUACACUCCAUCAGCUUCCUCAAUGCAGCACAGAAUGGUUCCAGCUUGCAGUGGAAUUGACAGGUUUAUGCCUCGUACAACUCACCUACAAGAACGUAAAAGGAAGAGAGAAGAAGGUAACAAGUUUUCCCUCAUUGGAACAAGUGAGGACAAUACUGAAGUUGUUAUUGGUCCACAACUACCAGAAAUACCUAAAGUGGAUAUGGAUGAUGAGUCUUUGAAUACUUCAGCUACAUUAAUUCGAAAUAAACUGAAAGAGGUAGCAGAUUCUGUUUCAACAUCUGUGGAAAAGCCAGAGAGCAGCGCAGCCAAACCAGUUCUUAAGCAGAGAAGAAGAAUAUAGAUACUGCUGGCAGCAUCUUCCAACAGUCCUUUUGUAAAGAAUAUAGUUUAAAAUAUGUAUUUUUUUAAUGUAAAAAAUAAAACUUUCUUUAUACUGUA